Molecule: messenger RNA, 1744 nt
Organism: Glossina fuscipes
Lineage: Eukaryota; Metazoa; Arthropoda; Insecta; Diptera; Glossinidae
Gene: HSPBAP1
Product: HSPB1-associated protein 1 homolog
Exons: 3
Coding region: 29-1213 (394 amino acids)
Molecular function (GO): 2-oxoglutarate-dependent dioxygenase activity
Source: RefSeq, a predicted model, not a curated record
AUCGGCGGAUGUGGCAACCCUAGUCGGAAUGGACGAUUGUUCUUUAAAAGUGAGGGAAAUUGUUUUAAAUACCAGAAAACCUAUAAUACUGAGAAGUUACAAGCCCAAAUGGACUUGUUUCGAAAAUGGUAUUGAUGGAUGGUGUCGGAAUUUAGAUAGGCACGCUCACGAGCCUGUAGCUUUCGAAUGCAUGUCUGCGAAAGACUCAAAUACCCCCCAAUGGGAACGUAAACGUGAGAUAAAACAAAUGCCCGCAACAGACUUCCUCAAAUAUAAUUGCGAAAGCAUGUGGUUAGGUCUAAAUUACAAAAGAGUACAUGAACUACCUUCAACUUGUAGCGAAAAUAUAGACUUCACUUGCUUCGGUUUUCCAGAAGCGCAUAAAGAUUGCACUUUCUGGUUAAGUUCUAAAAAUCAAAAUACACCUUGUCAUUAUGAUACGUAUGGUUGCAAUAUUGUUGUACAAAUUUAUGGAAAAAAGUCUUGGUUGCUAUUUCCCCCUUCUACAAACCUCACAGCUAGUCGCAUACCUUAUGAAGAGUCAAGCGUGUAUUGCUUGGAGAAUUUCUACGCUCCACACCCCAAAGAAAUUCCUGAACUUCUCCAAUUAAGUGAACAUGCGUAUCAAGUGGUAGCGGAGCCAAAUGAUAUUCUAAUUAUACCCAGACAUUGGUGGCACUACGUUGAAGCAUUAGAAACGUCAUUAAGUCUUAAUUCAUGGAUUCCUCUGGAUGUAGACGUAGAGAGUCAGAUAGAAGAAUGUAUCGUAAAAUAUCUUAUUGAGAAUUUUACCAGAAAUACUAGCGCCAAUAUAAAAGAAUACGUUAUGAACCCGAAUCAAUUAACGGAAAUCAUUGAUGAUGAGGAAGUUUUUAAAAUACUUAACGUCUUGUUACAAGAAAAGCAAUCGCUACUAAGCGGCAAAAAGAGUGGAAGUCUUCAAACCAGCUACUCUUAUCAAUACAUAAACGAGGAGGAAACAUGUAAUUUAUUAAAAAAAAUCGAGAAUAUUACACAAAUCCCAAAGUUAACCUUGGCUGAUUACGAGAAGCUUAUCAAAACAAAUAGUGCACGUUAUCAUUACGAAGAAGGAUCUUCGAGCAAACCCAUUAACGAAUUACAAGAAUUGUUAAUAGCAAGCAUAUGCAGUCCAGCUACUGUGAAUAUAAUUAAGAAUAACUUGUUCAAAAGAUGGGAGAAGGGAAGUUUGUGAUAGUUAAUGAAAUAUUAAAACAAAUAAAUGAAUGCAGCCGAAGAUAGAUUCCUAGAGGAUUUUUAUGCUUUAUAACUUUAUUAUACCUUAUGUGUAGGCCUACUUUUUUGCCAUAAUUGCCUAUUUAAAUACAAAUUAAACUAAAAGCAAGAUUUUAUUUAUCCAACACGCGAUAGCGAUAGUAGAUCAAUACGUUUAGUCAACCCUACUUUUUUGCUUUGUAGGGCUGUUCCUUCUUUUGUUUUACGUUGUAAGUUUCGUAUGAUCUGUCAAUAUUUAUAAAGAUAUUUACGAUUGACUGGCGAUGUUUAUAUUCCUAUUAUUGUUUUAGAUGUGGUAUUUUAAACCUGAUCUAUUGCCGUCAAUUAAACUUAGUUUCAUAUUACGACGUUGAGUUUCUCAGCGGAAAGACAAAGUAAUAAAUCGAGCCAGCUUUCUAUGCUAAUAAAACGUAUACUUAUUUUAUGUGUUAUACGAACGCACACCUCAUAUGAUAUAAAGGAAUUGAUGAAUUUAAUGUGUCCUUUUUCG